UGACGGCAGUUGGGACUAAGGUGCAAGUGGUAAGAAGCCAAAGGAUUCCGGAUAAGUUCUGAAGGUGGAGUCGACAGGAUUUACUGACCGGUUGAAUGAAAGGAGUGUAAAAGAAGGCUGCAGUGUUAAUGGGAUUCAGUCAAGGAGCAGCCUGGGGAGGGCGGUGGCAAAGGCGGAGGGCGAAUCAAGGAUUCUGUCGGGUUUAUGCUACUUUUGAGAUGCCUACAAGACAGCCAAGUGGAGAUGCUAUAUGAGCCCGGCGCUUACGUGUCUCCGCAGGUUCUUCUGCCCCCCGCCCUGUGUCUACCUCGCAGGUCCCGGCUGGAGGGUGAAGCCAGUGCAGGGCCAAGCCCACCAGGCAGGGGAGACCGGGCCCACGGUGUGCGGUUACAUGGGACUGGACGGCGCGUCCGGAAGUGCUGCCGAGACGCAGAAGUUGAAUUUUGAGGAGCAGGCGGACUCCAGGGAAUUCGGUUGCGCCAAGACCCUGUUCAUCUCGGACGCAGACAAGAGGAAGCACUUCCGGCUGGUGCUGCGGCUAGUGCUCCGAGGGGGCCGGGAGCUGGGCACCUUCCACAGCCGCCUCAUCAAGGUCAUCUCGAAGCCCUCGCAGAAGAAGCAGUCGCUGAAAAACACCGACCUGUGCAUAUCCUCGGGCUCCAAAGUCUCCCUCUUCAACCGCCUGCGCUCCCAGACGGUGUCCACACGCUACCUCUCUGUGGAGGACGGGGCCUUCGUGGCCAGCGCGCGCCAGUGGGCUGCCUUCACGCUCCACCUGGCUGAUGAACACUGUUCCCAGGGGGACUUCCCACCUCGAGAGGGCUACGUCCGCUAUGGCUCCCUGGUGCAGCUUGUCUGCACUGUCACAGGCAUCACACUACCUCCAAUGAUCAUCCGCAAAGUAGCCAAACAGUGUGCACUCCUUGACGUGGAUGAGCCCAUCUCCCAACUGCACAAGUGUGCCUUCCAGUUUCCGGGUGGUCCUCCAGGAGGGGGUGGCAGCUACUUAUGUCUCGCCACAGAGAAGGUGGUGCAGUUCCAGGCCUCCCCCUGCCCCAAGGAGGCGAACAGGGCGCUGCUCAACGACAGCUCUUGCUGGACCAUCAUCGGUACCGAGUCGGUGGAAUUCUCCUUCAGCGCCAGCCUGGCGUGUACCCGGGAGCCCGUCACUCCGGUGCCCCUCAUCAGCACCCUCGAGCUGAGUGGCGGGGGCGACGUGGCCACGCUGGAGCUCCACGGUGAGAACUUCCACGCGGGGCUCAAGGUGUGGUUCGGGAACGUGGAGGCUGAAACCAUGUACAGGAGCCCGCGGUCCCUGGUGUGCGUGGUGCCGGACGUGGCGGCCUUCGGCAGCGACUGGCGCUGGCUGCGCACGCCCAUCACGGUGCCCGUGAGCCUCGUGCGCGCCGACGGCCUCUUCUACCCCAGCGCCUUCUCCUUCACCUACACCCCCGAAUACAGCGCGCGGCCCGGGCCCCCGGGUGCCCCCGAGCCCGCCGCCGACGCCGACGCGCUCCUCGAGAGCAUCCACCACGAGUUCACGCGCACCAACUUCCACCUCUUCAUCCAGACUUAAGGGCGGCCUGGACCCUGCGGCUGAGGUCCGCCCCCGGGCCAUUUUUCUGGGUCCUAGGCUCUGCUCGCUGCGCCUUUGCUGCGGGAGCGAAGGAGGCAGCCCCAGCAGCAGAAGGCUCUCGCGGGAGAAACCCGGCCCAGCG
Equus quagga is the source of this 1718-nucleotide messenger RNA. It is a transcript of the gene RBPJL, whose product is annotated as recombination signal binding protein for immunoglobulin kappa J region like. The record is from RefSeq and is a predicted model, not a curated record. Lineage: Eukaryota; Metazoa; Chordata; Mammalia; Perissodactyla; Equidae. Gene Ontology annotation, cellular component: nucleus. The transcript has 9 exons. Gene Ontology annotation, biological process: regulation of transcription by RNA polymerase II. Gene Ontology annotation, molecular function: RNA polymerase II cis-regulatory region sequence-specific DNA binding; DNA-binding transcription activator activity, RNA polymerase II-specific. Bases 251 to 1576 code for a protein of 441 amino acids.